UUUGUUCUCGUCCCAUUAUUUUUGAUCCUAAUAAUUGCAUGCGUUUAUUCUAGUUCCAUUGUUUUAAACCCUAAUAAUUGCAUUAUUGUAUGAAUCAUAUUUUGAUUAAUUUUUAAAUUCCGUAUAUAUAUGGAUAUUAACUCUUUUUUUUCCUAUGAUCUAAUAUGUUUAUUCCAUUAUUGUGUUUUGUUCACAUGUACGUUUAGGAUGCUGCUGCCAUCCGGAAUUGCCAGAAUGAUUCCAUCUCAAAGAAUUCACUUCACGCUAACACUACAUGACAGUCAAAAAGUCUCGUCAGUCGUUAGUGACCUUUAAUUGAUUGACCGAAAAGAUGUGUGUUUUGCAGGCGUCUGGCCGCCACCCCUGUGUGUGCCCACCCCCCCUCCCCUCCCCUCCUCUCCGUGUUCCGUGCGUGGUUACCGAGCGCCGGCCACAGCGCUGGAGCCGCGACGCUCCAGCAUGGACGUGCCCAGGAUGGCCGAGGGCCUAUUCAGUAGCACGCUGUCGUCGUCCGGCGGCGGCCACCAGGCGGCGUCCUACCUGUCACUGGAGCAGAAGGUGGCCUUCAUCUUCGUGUUGCUACUCUUCAUCUUCCUGGCGCUCCUCAUCGUGCGCUGCUUCCGCAUCCUGCUGGACCCCUACCGCAGCAUGCCCUCGUCCAACUGGACCGACCACACUGAGAAGGACACCUUCGACUAUCGCAUUGUCUAAGCCGGGGGUUCUCAAACUUUCGGGGUCCAGCCGAGAGAGAGAUUUGACUCCAAAUCUUAGCGCCCUACGAAAUGACGUGCGAAUUACAUUGAAGCCCAGGAAAAAAAAAAUCCUUAAAUCUAAUUAUUUCUUCAGGAUUCAAAGUUUAAAAUUUUAAAUGAGUCUGACUUUAUGGGCAUAAAAAAAUAAUCUUUCAAAAAUGAAACUAUUUUUUUCCAAUGUAACAUUAUAAUAUUAGAUUAGUCCAAGUUUAAUGAUUUUCAGCCAGUGAAUUUCAAAGAUACACAUUUUAUUGAUUUUUCUAUAUGUAUUUUAUGCUGUGAAACUCACCUUUAACAAGACUAUACUCUAAAUUCCAGAAAAACUUUAUUCCCGUCAUUACAAAGCUCUCUGAGAGACCGUCAAUUACUCGUCACUAUUCACAGCGAGGCUCAAAUUCACCUUCUGAAAAUAACAUAUUCAAAAAAUCUAUUGCUUCUGGACCCCCCCAGUUUGAGAACCACUGGUAUCGCCUUGAAAAUGGCUUCCCUGAGUGGACACCCCCCCUUUCCUCCUCCCUCGUCCUCCAUUUGUGGACUACCUCGUUCCGCCUUCUUGUGUGUGGACGUCUUAACAGGGUCAAACAGAGUUUACAUGCCAGCGUCUUUGCUAGAUUUAGACAAUCAGUGUUGUUCCGCCCACCCGAGUAGUCGACCUCCUCCAAGGCUUCUUCACGCCUUCUUCUUCUUCUUGGAGCGCUCCCUUUAACGUAAACCCUUUGAACAUUGGCGGUGGCCAUGUUGGACCCAAAGUUGAGAGUGAGUGCUGUACCGUGUGCCUCCACAUGUUGUCCCGUGUGGUUUUCGUCACGUGACGUGCGUGUUCCUCAAGCAGGGUCACUGCCGGCACUUGGUAGGUGGACGGCGGCAAUGUCGGUUGUCUCCGUCCUCCCGCCAAAGCCUUCGCCAAAUGACGCCAUGGCCUCUCCGUCAUCUGUGCGCCUUACAGCAGAGGUGGGGGACUCCAGUCACAUGACUUGACUCCAGUCGAGUUUUACGACUCGGCUAAAACUUGCCAUUCAUGAGACUUGACUUGGGUUGGAUUGGAACUGUUGAGUUCAGUUGAGGGAUUUUGGAUUAUUUGGAUUAUUAUUGGAAUUUUUUACAUUUGGCGAUUGUGAAAAAGCAAAAGGUACGAGACAAAAACAAAAAGACAUCUUACUUCAUCGACCGCU
Molecule: messenger RNA, 1924 nt
Organism: Syngnathus acus (greater pipefish)
Lineage: Eukaryota; Metazoa; Chordata; Actinopteri; Syngnathiformes; Syngnathidae
Product: cortexin-3
Exons: 1
Coding region: 460-711 (83 amino acids)
Source: RefSeq, a predicted model, not a curated record